Messenger RNA from Bufo bufo (common toad), 7093 nucleotides. It is a transcript of the gene EMSY, whose product is annotated as EMSY transcriptional repressor, BRCA2 interacting. The transcript has 19 exons. The coding region runs from base 221 to 4216 and encodes 1331 amino acids. Gene Ontology annotation, cellular component: nucleoplasm. The record is from RefSeq and is a predicted model, not a curated record. Lineage: Eukaryota; Metazoa; Chordata; Amphibia; Anura; Bufonidae. Gene Ontology annotation, biological process: regulation of DNA-templated transcription.
CGCAAUGUUACCGGCGCGCCAUCUUGACAGCGGGAGCUGCAAUCAAACCCACCGGAUCUACGGUGGCUGAUCGCUCCGUGAUCCCUCACCGUAUAGCAAAGUCCGCGGUGACGGGACUAGCUGGAGCCCUUUCGUACGUGUCAGGGGCCCCCCUCACAGCGUGAGAGGGGAUGCCUUCUAGCGUUCUCCCCAUCAGGGUUGUGUGACUGCAGGGGACAGGAUGCCAGUGGUGUGGCCGACCCUCCUGGACUUCAGCCGAGAUGAAUGUAAAAGGAUCCUCCGUAAACUGGAGCUGGAGGCGUAUGCGGGCGUCAUUAGCGCCCUCCGCGCACAGGGCGACCUCAGCAAGGAGAAGAAAGACCUCCUUGGAGAACUCUCGAAGGUUCUGAGCAUUUCUACGGAGCGGCAUCGCGCAGAGGUGCGCAGGGCGGUGAACGAUGAGCGCCUCACUACUAUCGCUCACAAUAUGUCCGGUCCGAACAGCUCUUCUGAGUGGUCUAUUGAAGGGCGGAGGUUGAUCCCGCUCAUGCCUCGUCUGGUCCCGCAGACGGCGUUCACAGCUGCCGCCAAUGCUAUCGCCAACUCAGCCGGACAGCACAACGCCUCGCUGCCGGACCCGGCAGAGACUGGCAACAAGGAAGUGGUCGUUUGCUAUUCUUACACCAGUACAACGUCCACACCUACAUCCACGCCGAUCCCCAGUGGUAGUGUUGCCACCGUCAAGUCACCCCGACCUGCUAGUCCUGCCUCCAAUGUGGUUGUCCUGCCAAGUGGCAGCACAGUUUAUGUGAAAAGUGUUAACUGUUCGGAUGAUGACGAGAAGCCUCGCAAGCGACGGAGAACCAACUCCAGCAGCUCCUCCCCCGUGGUCCUAAAAGAUGUUCCCAAACCCACAACUCCGGUCUCGAAAACCAUCACUGUGCCCGUCGCCGGCAGCCCCAAAAUGAGCAACAUCAUGCAGAGCAUUGCCAACUCCUUACCCCCGCACAUGUCACCGGUGAAGAUCACAUUUACCAAACCCGCCACCCAGACCACCAACACCUCCACCCAGAAGGUCAUCAUCGUCACAACCUCUCCGAGCUCAACAUUUGUCCCCAACAUUUUAUCCAAGUCUCACAACUAUGCAGCCGUCACCAAGCUGAUCCCCACCUCCGUCAUCACCUCCACCACGCAGAAGCCACCAGUGGUCGCCACCUUGGCCCAGGCCUCUGCUGGUAUGACCGGUGGUGCCUCAACUCCGGUGUCUACAGGAAGCAUCGCCGUCACCUCAGUGGUGUCUGCAACCCCAUCCCUUGUGAUGUCAACCGUGGCCCAAAGUGUCUCUACGUCAACAGUAAAAGCCGCUUCCAAUCGACUCCCCUCCCCCAAAAGCCUGUUGGCCUCUCCCGGUCAAAUCCUUGCGCAGUUUCCCAAGCAGUACCAGCAGUCGCCAAAACACCAGAUCCAUCAGAUAACGCAGCAGACGUCGCCUCUGGCACAACAAACCGCCCUAUCCCACCCUGCUCCAUCCCCACAGCAACAGCUGCCCCCAGGGAUCAAACCCACCAUACAGAUCAAGCAGGAGUCUGGUGUCAAAAUAAUCACACAACAAGUUCAGCCCAGCAAGAUCCUCCCCAAACCGAUGUCCGCAUCUCUUCCGAACAGCAGCAACGCCCCAAUCAUGGUGGUCAGCAGCAACGGGGCAAUAAUGACGACCAAGCUGGUCACCGCUCCCGGCGGGACACAGACGACUUACACACGUCCGGCUGUCAGCUCAGCCCUUGGGGCUCGUAUGGCAGCUACUCCAGGUGCCACAUAUGUGAAGACCACCAGUGGAAGUAUUAUCACCGUGGUGCCAAAAUCGCUGGCCACAUUGGGAGGCAAGAUCAUCACUAGCAACAUCGUAUCUGGUACAACCACAAAGAUCACCACCAUCCCUAUGACUUCUAAACCGAAUGUCAUUGUGGUGCAGAAAACGACCGGCAAAGGCACCACCAUCCAGGGCAUCCCGGGGAAAAAUGUUGUGACGACGCUGCUGAAUGCCGGGGGUGAUAAAGCUCUUCAGGCCAUGCCGGGGGGCGCAAAGCCAGCAAUCAUCACCGCCACCCGCCCCAUUACUAAGAUGAUCGUCACACAGCCAAAGGGUAUAGGUUCAGCAGUGCAGCCAGCAACGAAGAUCAUCCCCACCAAAAUAGUGUACGGACAGCAGGGGAAAACCCAGGUCCUCAUAAAGCCAAAGCCGGUCACAUUCCAGGCGACUGUCAUGAGCGAACAGACCCGGCAGCUGGUAACUGAGACCCUGCAGCAAGCAUCGCGGGUAGUGGAGACCACCAGUGCCACCAUCCAAGAAGUGAAAGAAGACACCGAGAGCAGUUCAUCGUCUACAGAGUCCUCCCAGAGCUCGCAAGGUGCUCAUGUCUACAUGUCAAAUUCCCAGCCGGUGGUCCAUGUCAUCGCAUCUCGGGGUCACGACUGGUCGGAACAUGAAAUCGCCAUGGACACCACGCCCACAAUAAUCUACCAGGACAUCGGAGGAGAGUCCCAGUCUGCGACGUCCACCAUCAAGGCCCUGAUGGAGCUGCAGCAAACAAGCGUGAAGGAGAAAGCGGAUUGUAAGCCCCGCCAGCCGACUAUUGACCUCAGCCAGAUGGCUGUUCCAAUCCAUAUGGCCCCAGAUAAACAUCAGACCGAAAGUUCUUCCAUUGCUGUGGUGGAGUCAGAAUUGGUUGCAGAAUACUUAUCUACAGGUAAAACGAGACCCAUGGUGUCCACCACCGUAAGUUCUGGCGACCUCCCUUUCACGUCUCUCCUCCACGUCAGCCACCCGUCGCAGCACCACCAUCAGCUGCAGACCUCGCAGUCCUCUCGUACGCUGCUGCAGCACGUCUCUCAGUCUCAGAGCGCGGCGCAGACCUCCGUGUUGGUAAAAUCUCUCCCUACGUCCACCAGUGGGGCCAUCACACACAUAAUGCAUCAGGCACUGAGCAGCCACACUGCCUUCAAGAGAACAGAAGAGACGGUGACGGAAGAGGGUGAAGUGGAAGAAAUGGACACGUUGGACCCCCAGACCGGUCUCUUCUACAGAUCUGCUCUGGCUCAAAGGCAGCAGAAACAGAUCCACCUGCACCAGGAGGGAGCGCACCUCCAAGUGAAGACAGUCCAGUCCCUGCAGACCAAGCAGAAGCAGUUCUUCCAGCUUCAGCCCGAGCACAUUCAGCAGAAGAUUCAGCAGACGGCCCAGCUGUCCAUCAGACAGCAGAAGAUCACCCCCCUGCAGCAGGAGCACAUCCAGCAGCACACGCAGCGCCACAUGCUGAUCAAGGAGAGGCACCUCCCGUCGCUGAUGUCUCAGCCGCAGCAGACUGUAGUGCAGGUGCUGGCCGUGAAAACAACGCAGCAGCUGCCGAAACUCCAGCAGGUUCCAGGUCAGCAGAAGAUCUACAUGCACUCACAGCUCUCCCAGACCCCAGUGCACAUCCCAGUCUCAUCGGAGAAGCAAUCUACCGGCCAGCCAAUUGUAACACACGGUUCUGCGGUUACGAAGAUCACAUUUGAGGGUCUCCAGCCGCCCACUGUUUCGAAAACAACGGUAGGCGAAUGUCUGCCGAAGCUCACCCCUGCCAUGACCAGUAUCCUCCCCAACAUGUCGAUGGCAGACAAGACCUCUGUUGCGGAUAUACUGAAGAUGUCCAUGAUGGAAGCAGAUAUAGAUCCGAACGUGGAACCUAUGAUUGUGGAUCCGCCAUGUAAAGUCGCUCCUAUUAUUAAACCUAUGCCAGUGUUAACAGAGGCGGCCAUAGCUUCUCAGGUGCAGAGGUUGUCUGCACAAAGUGCAGUGACUACAACCGUACCUCCGCCUCCUAAAUGCUUCCCAGCCCCCAUCAUCACUGCAACCUCUUCCACCACUUUACCAGUGCCGCUGCCACCGCCUCCGCCGCUCACCAGGAAAGUAGAUGUCCCUGUUGCCAGUCAGAUCAUUCAGAUCCAGAACGUUCCACAGACUCCAAAGAGAACGGAAGAAAUGCCUUCUGAAAUUAUUAUACAGACCAUCCCCCAGUACCCCAUCCCCUGUCACUCGAGCUCCAAUGUGGUGGUGGAGCCCAGCGGCCUCCUGGAGAUGAAUAAUUUUACCAGCCAACGUCUUGGUGAUGAGGACACGGUGAUCAUACAUGACGGUGACAUCACCACGGAUGAGAGGACACAGUGUAAACCCUCCCUGAACAUAGAGCAUGUGUAGCGGCCGUGGGAGGGAUGCCGUCAUAGAACCUCAGCGGAGGAGGCUGUUAUUUCACAUACAGCGUAUGACGGGACAAUUUUCUCUAUGAGCACAGUAUUUUAUUUUUAUUUUUUUAACGCCAGUGAGAGAGAUGUUGUGUUUUUUUUUUUUUUUUUUUACCAGGACGUUGUGCUGGACGAAUCAUGGAACCACUUCAGGAUCUGCACAUUUCAUGGGAAUCUGAUUAUCUGUAUAUAAAAUGUCCGCCUCUGAUCCCUGCGGGUGUUACACCCAAUAUAUGCGGGCUUGAAUAGCAAGGGACGCUUGAUGUGUGACGUACUGGGAUGAGCUGAUGAUUUUAGCUUGUCAAAUGUAGAAAAAAUUCCUUUAAUCCGGCACCUGAUGUGGAAUGGGACAAGGUCAGAAGCAGUGGACUGAGCAGAAAGAGUUAAUUUGCUCUUCCUAUGGCAUAAGGCGACCUGAUAAUCUAGAGUGUCCGAUAAUCUGGCGCCACUCGUGUCCCACUGAUGCCGGAUUAAAGGAAUUUUACGCUCUGUAUGUCUACAGGCAUAGAGAGGCAUACCAUUACGUGUAAAGUGAAUUUGUUUUUAUUUGACAUUGGUGGGAGCUGGAUUAUCCAACACUCUGGACCGUUAGAGGUUUUCUUCUGCAAUUUUUAUGAAAUAUUGGCCAAAUUGCAGAGAUUUUCCAUAGUUUUGUAAAUGUCGCAGCAUCUUGACCGUGACGUGUGAAUAGAGCCUUAGAGCAGGCCCGGUCCUUGCGACAUUUGGUGCUGACCUAUGAGAUUUUUCCAGAUUACUGGAUGCCAGAUGAAAGGAAAUGUAUCCUAAUUCUUAUACUUGGACACCUGUCACUCUUGACUUUGAUAGGGUAUUGGUGGGUAACCCGUCGCUCUGUAUACAGCAAUUGUGCAACUACAACUCCCAGCAUGCUGUGACAGUCACUGCCUGGGAGUUGGAGUUGUGCGACAGCUGUAGAGCUACUGGUAGUACAGUUCACACGUCUAUUGAAACCAGUAAUUUCCCAUAAUACACCCGUCUGCGAUACCAAAAUGGCCGUACCGUAUGUAAAACGAAGCAUUUUGGGCCUACUUCAGAGGCAUUUUGUCCUUGUUGCCUAUGGCAACGAAUAGGGAAGCAGCUUCCUUUUGUUCCUGUGAACGAAUCACAGUUCAGCUUUCAUCUUUCUGCUGCUGCUUCAAAAAUGAAAGCUGUGCUGUGAUUGGUUGCCAUGUGCAACAAGGCCUUAGCUGCCGGUUUGAGGCCUAGUGAAUAGUUUUAAGUAUACUAGAAAACCGCUAGUCAUGUGAUUAUGGCUGUUGCCAAGUAACCAGCUGUUCCCCCAUAGCAAAUAAUAUCAAAAUGGAGGCUGGCAGCACUAUUCACACUACCGUCAUGGCGUUUUAUUUGCGGCUAUGGCACAACAGAUGUGUUUUCAGUCAGUGAAUCUUGACUCAUAAUGAGGUCUAAGAAAUUUUAGUUGGAGUUCGGUGUUUUGUUUUUUUUUUAAAACAAGAAUAGCACCACAAGCCAGCCAGCCAGCCAGCCGACAGAACGGACGCCAGUGAUGUAAAUCGCAGUUUAUGGUAAAACUGUAUUGACAACUGCACAGGACGCGCUCAGACUUUUGUAAGAGGUGGAGCAUCGCUAGCUGCCAUGUUUGUUUACACGGAGGACCUCUAUGGAUGAGGGACGCAUUCGUAAAAAUUUUGUUUGUUCAUGGCCCCGCAUCAGCCUCUGAGGUUUGAAGUUUAUGCCCUGAACUGUGGUGCUAAAGCCUGAGCGCGUCCUGCGUACGCUUCAGUAAACUUUAUUGACAUUUCUUGGCGGACAGCUUGGGAGUUGGGUAGAAUUAGGACAUGGCUGUUCCAGAAAUGGCGCCACCCCUGUCAAUAGGUUUUGUCUGGUAUUGCAGUUUGGUGAUUUUUGUAGGGAGUUGAGCUUGCAAUACCACACACAACCUGUAGAGGGGGUGCUGCUCUACAUAAAGCAGUGACUUUAUGUAGAUUGUCACUGGUAGCACAUAGCAAAUGUAUUUGUCCUUAUUUUUUUUCAGACUUUGCAGGAGUUUGAACAGCCCUGGGUUUGCCUGUAAAGCAUGGUAGAGGUCGGCAUUUUUAAAAUGGCGGUAGACGUGCAGAUAGUGUACCGACCGCUUCUGGCGGUAAAGGGAGCUCCAAACCCUUGUAUUACUAUAUGGAGGACCCAAUACAUCUGUGCAUUUCAUAGGCCGCCCAUCGAUUCGAAUGAGAACUGUGUAAUGCCUUGUUUCACCCGUGGGGGCACUGCAGGGAAACUGGACACUUGCUGCCAGGUCCUCCCUGAUCGCUGAAGUUUCUGCUGUGAUCAUCUUAAAAGGGCCAUCUAGGAUUAGAAAAACAUGGGGACUUUCUUCUCAAAAUGGCGCCGCACCUUUCUACGGUUUGUCUGGUGCAGCGGCUAAGCUCUAUUGAAGUGAAAGGAGACGAGCUGCAGUACCACGUACAACCUGUAGACAGCUGUGGUGCUGUUGUGUAGCUGCCUAGUGUUGGGGGUGACAAUGUUGGGUGACUUUAAAAAGAAAAAUUUGUCAGUCCCCCAAUUUUCCCAGGUUCCUGUACAGUAAAUCUGCUUAGUUAAGGCCUCGUUCACAUUUCCGUUUUUUACUGACGCGUGCUAUUCGCUUUUUCUGCGGACAGCACACAUACCCAUUGAUUUAAAUGUGUCUGUUCACAUUUUAUUUAUUUUUUUAUAUACGGACUGUGGGUCAGUAAAAACAAAUCACUGGGACAUGCACUACUUUGAUCCGUGAUGCGGACCACGCACGCCCAUUGAAGUCUAUGGGUCUGUGAAAAUCACUGACACACAUCCGUGUUGCGUCCGUUUUUUCACUGAAGAC